Molecule: messenger RNA, 1098 nt
Organism: Acanthosepion pharaonis
Lineage: Eukaryota; Metazoa; Mollusca; Cephalopoda; Sepiida; Sepiidae
Source: the annotation of a GenBank genome assembly
AUGUCAUCUAAUCGAAACAAAUCUUUACUCUGUGCCAAAACCAACAAAAAGGAUUGUUCUUGCAACGAACACUUCAUUUCGAUUCUUCUUCUCCUCCUCCUCCUCCUCCUUCUUCUUCUUCUUCUUCUUCUUCUUCUUCUUCUUCUUCUUCUUCUUGCCUUGUUUUUCAUUUCUCAUAUUUUUCCUAUUAUUUUCUCCUUCUACUUUCAACCAUUUUCUUCUUUUAUCGUCUUUCUCUUUUUCCUCCCCCCUUACACUUUAAACAUAUUUUCUUCUUCUUUUGUCUACGACAUUCUUCUUUCUUUGUUCAUUCCUUCUUCUUAUUUUCCUUCUUUUCUUCUUACUAUUUUUUCUCAUUUUCUUCUUCUCUUUCAAUCUUCUUUUGUUCUUCCUCUUUACCCCUUCCUUAUUUUCUUUUUUUCCGUCUGUUUCUUCUUUUUUUCUUUAUUCCUCCUUCUCUUUUCCAUCCUCUUUCGUCUUCUCCUUUUUUUCUAUCUACUUUCAUAUUUUUCUUAUUCUUUUUACCUCCUUUUCAUUCUCCUUUUUCUUCUUCUUCUUUCCCGUCUCUUCCACUCUUUUUCUUUCAGUUCCUGUUCAUUUCUCUUCUCUUUCCUCUUCUUUCUCAUCUUAUUUGAUUUUUUUUAUCUCUUUUACUCCUCUACCUCCCGCUUUCCAUUUUCUUUUUCGACUUUCUAUUCAUUUCCCUUCUUUUUGGUCUUUCUCCCUUCUUUCUUGAUGUUUCACUACUUCGCCUCUCUUCAUCAUACUUAUCUUUCUUUCUCUUUCUUUUUCCUCUUUUUUCAUUCCCCAUUUUGUUCUUUACUUUUUUCUCCCUUUUCUUCCCUUUGCUUCUUUUCUUCUUCUUCUUCCUUUUUCUCCUUAUUUGUUUUUCACUUUUAUUACAUUCUUUUUUUCCUCGUUCCGUCUUUUUCUCUAUCAUUUGUUUUCUUCUUUUUCACUCCCCCUCGACCUUCUUUCCUUUCUUCUUUUUCACUUCCCCUCGGCCUUCUUGGCUUUCUUCUUUUUCACUCCCCCUCGACCUUCUUUCCUUUCUUCUUUUUCACUCCCCCUCGGCCUUCUUUCCUUUCUACUUCUUGA